Molecule: messenger RNA, 1179 nt
Organism: Lepus europaeus (European hare)
Lineage: Eukaryota; Metazoa; Chordata; Mammalia; Lagomorpha; Leporidae
Gene: MS4A18
Product: membrane spanning 4-domains A18
Exons: 6
Coding region: 1-1179 (392 amino acids)
Biological process (GO): cell surface receptor signaling pathway
Cellular component (GO): plasma membrane
Source: RefSeq, a predicted model, not a curated record
AUGACUGAGCAGGGGAGUGGAGCCAUCAGUGUUCCAGGCAUCGUUGCUCCAGGCAAUGCCUAUGUCACCCAUCCCAGGUACACUGUGGCCUCUGAAAGCCUUGAGCAGACUUCGAGGGUAGCUGCUUACCCAGUCCCAUCAAAAGUAACCCAGUGUGACCCAGGAAGAGCAAACUUACAGAACCCACUCAUGGAGAGCCAGAAGCCAGCAGGAAUGCCAAAUACACAGAAUCAAGCACCUGGGCUCCAGCAUCCAGGGACAACAGCCAAUGUGCAGACUCCCUCUGGAGUCAUCCAAUACUCAGCAGGACCGACAGGCAUCCAGACCCUGUCUGGAGCUCCUCCGAAUCCUCCAAAUGCCAUCCCUGGGCCAGUAUACACCCCAAACCAGCCCCAGUGGACCAUGUCAUUUGAAGCAUUCUCUGCAUUUAAUCCCAAGAAAUUCAUCAAUGAUGAGAGCAAAACAUUAGGGGCUGCUCAGAUCUUCAUUGGCUUGAUGCAUAUUGUCUACGGAAUCACCCCUCUGCUGUAUGACCAAGUUUCUGUGCUUGGGCUUUCAGCAUACCUAUUCUGGGGAGGAAUAAUGUUUGUUGUAUCUGGAUCCAUCUCGGUAUGGGCUGAAAAAAGCCACAACACCUGUGCGGUGAAUGGCAGCAUCAUUGUGAACAUCAUGAGUGCCAUCUUCUCCCUGCUGGGGAUCUUCAUUCUUAUUGCAGACCUGGCUGUUCUUCCACCUCCGCCUAACAACCUACAGCGUUAUGUGAAGCCAAUUUCUGCUUGUCUCCUCCCGUUCGCCCUGCUGGAGUUAAUCCUCACAUGUAUGAUCUCACAUUUUGGGUGCCAGGCUGUCUGCUGCAAAAAUGUUGAGAGCACGUCAAUGCUUUCAACCAUGUUUGGUAUCAACACAACCAACACCGCCACUGGCCCUGUCAAUACUACCACUGGCCCUGUCAACAGUGUCGUCAUCCCUGUCAACACUGCCACUGGCCCUGUCAGCACCACCAAUGGCCCUGUUGGUACUACCACCAGCCCUGUCAACAGUGUUGUCAUCCCUGUCAACUCUGCCACUGGCCCUGUCCACACUGCCACCAGUCCGGCCAACAUUAGCACCACCAUUCCUGCCUAUGCUACAUAUUCUGAACCUUCAUACCAGGAAGUAGCUGAUGUUACCCAGAGAUAG